AUGGAUUUACUUUUAAUAACAACCGCUUUAUUCUUCUUUUCGCUAUGCAAUACGAGCGUAUUGGGACGAUCUGAUAAGCCCUGCCAGAAAACGUCGUUCGGCGGCUCAACGUUUGUGUGCAUGUGUAACGCGACGUACUGUGAUGACGUGGAGCCUGACGUCAAACUUCCCGACGGUGUUUUCGCCGUAUACUCCACGGACAUAGCCGCAGACAGGUUGACAAAAACUACGCACAAGUUUUACGUGCUCGAUGAAAAUACUUCAUUGAAACACUUACAACCCGAGUCCGACGUAUUUUAUAUUGUGACUUCUUUCAAACCCAAACAGACAGUCACGGGGUUCGGAGGGACGUUUACUGAUGCUUCUGGAAUGAACAUUGUCAAACUUCCUGAAGGAGCUCAGGACAACCUCAUCGAAUCUUACUUCGGACCUUCUGGUAUAGAAUACAGUCUUGGCCGCAUUCCCAUAGCUAGCAACGAUAUGUCUACGGAUAUUUAUUCCUACGAUUUCACAAACGGUGACACGGGGCUUUCCAAAUUUACUAUCUCCGGUUAUGACCAUUUGUACAAAAUUCCCUUUAUCGACAAGGCUGUUGUUGCACGAGGCGGGAAUCUAUCAUUAUUCGGAAGUCCUUGGUCUUCUCCUGAUUGGAUGAAAACCAACGACAAUAUGGUAGGGUAUGGGACAAUUUUACCGGAAAUGACGAAAGUGUACGCGAACUAUUUGGCGCGUUUUCUAAGUGAAUACGAGGGUUUCAUGUCACACGGACGGAUGUGGGGACUGACGACCCAGAGUGGCCCCACGCGCUCAUGCAGCAACACCAGCCGCCCGGAAUAUCAGUCCGUCUGCUGGACACCGGAAACUAUGCGUGACUGGGUCGUUAAGGAUCUAAAACGUUCGCUUCAAGACAGUGGAUACGGUUACAUAAAGUUAUUCACUAUGGACGACAAUGCUGACGUAAUGACAGAGUGGCAAGACACAUUUGAUGACGUCAUUGCUCUCGAGGCAAUAGACGGCUUUGGGAUACACGGCUAUCGUAACAAUAAAACAACGCUCAAGUCUAUGUGCGAUACGUAUGAAAGAUUUCCAGAUAAAAUACUCUUAGGAACGGAGUACUGCCAGCGAGGAAAGCCACAGCUAGGGGCCUGGGAGCUUGCAGAAGAUUUUGCGGAGCACAUAUUUGACAACCUAAAUAAUUGUGGUUCUGGUUUUAUUCACUACAACCUAGCGGUUGACAUGCACGGUGGUCCUAGCUGGGUGAACUACAACGCCGACGCGCCGAUCGUCGUUGAUUCCGAUGGCGGUAACAAAGUAUUUUAUAAGCAACCUACAUUCUACAUGAUGGGACAUUUCAGCAAGUUUAUACCACCGGGCUCAGCAGCCAUAGAAAUGUUUCCAUACCAGCCAAACCCAGAAGGCGUCCACGCCGUUGGUUUCACAAGACCAGAUAACUCCACCGUGUUGGUCAUCAGCAAUUUCAACACCGCGGAGUCCAAGACUGUGGGUAUUUUAUAUGGGAAGUACUAUGCAAAUUAUACUAUGGCACCAAAUUCCAUACACACCCUCACUUGGUGGAAACCAGGGGCGGUUCCAGGAACGUGACGUUAUAGGGGCGUAACUUAAGGGAGUAACCUUUUGACUUUCAGUGACCACCGGAUUUUACCGAACAUUAACAUUGAUAUUUAAUGAAUCCCAUUAAAGGGACACAGGUCAGUUUAUUGGCCAUUAUUCACGAGUAAAGAAGUAAACAACAAUCUGAAUUAGGUCUCUUGAAUGCUUCGUAUUACCCAACUACCUGGUAGCUAAAUUGUCGACAAAUAUGACAUACAAAUUUUAAAGAAUAAAGGAUAACU
This is a messenger RNA of Mya arenaria, 1853 nucleotides long. Its product is annotated as putative glucosylceramidase 2. The record is from RefSeq and is a predicted model, not a curated record. The transcript has a single exon. Gene Ontology annotation, biological process: glucosylceramide catabolic process. NCBI's taxonomy places the organism in Eukaryota, Metazoa, Mollusca, Bivalvia, Myida, Myidae. Gene Ontology annotation, molecular function: glucosylceramidase activity. The coding region runs from base 1 to 1602 and encodes 533 amino acids.